UGAAGAGCCAGAUGCCAGUGUCAGUUGAGCAGUCGUUGUGUUAGGUUGUGUCGUCGCUCGCGUACUGUUACGGCUGAGAUUCACUCAUUUCUAUUGAAGAUUGCAGAUCGUCGUCAUGCCGUCACUCGGAGAGAAACUCGAGCUGUCCUUCAGCGCCUCUAAGCUGAAGAACAAGGACAUGCUGAGCAAGAGCGACCCCUUGUUGGUGGUGUCGAUGAGUGAGGUGGAGGGGGCCGAGGCCCAGGAGAUCGGGCGCACGGAGGUCGUCAAGGAUAACGUCAACCCUGUCUGGAUGACCAAGUUCAUCAUCGAUUACCACUUCGAGGCUCGCCAGCUUCUGGUGUUGAGUGUCUACGACUGGGACAAGGGCGACAAGGCUGAUCCUAAGACUGCGCCUCUCAACAAGAAAGAUCUCAUCGGCACUGUAGGCCUAAGCAUAGGCCAGCUUAUGAACGCCGGCGGUAAAGGCAGUCUCGAUCUCGGCAAGAAGAACGGUUCCAUUAUUGUGGCAGCCGAGCCCGUACAGGUCUCGAACGAGGCGUUCUGUGUCUCGUACUGUGCCACAGAUCUCGACAAGAAAGAUACUUUCAGCAAGAGCGAUCCUUUCCUUGUUUUUAAACGCCAGAACAAUGAUAAGAGCUUCUCGAUCGUGGCCAAGACAGAGGUUAUCAAGAAAACCUUGAACCCUGUGUGGGCGCCCAUGGUGCUGCCUAUCACGCUUCUCUGUGGCGGAGACGAGAAUAGAGUCAUCAAGAUCGAGUGCUAUGAUGCCGACGACAAUGGCAAGCAUGACCUGAUCGGCGAGUGCGAGACAACCGUUGCUCAGAUGCGCAUGGGUCCAUGCGAGGCCAACACGCAGAGCCUCAUCAACCCCAAGAAAUUGUCCAAGAAGAAGUACACAAACUCCGGCGUGCUCAAGCUCAUGGAGAUGGGCACCCGCGACGAGCUCUCCUUCCUCCACUACAUCAGACAGGGUUGUCAGUUGCACUUCACGCUGGCCGUGGACUUCACUACGAGCAACGGUGACGUGAAGGACAGCAGCUCCCUGCACUUCAUCAAGCAAGGCGUCGAGAACGAGUACAUGACAGCCAUCCGCGCCAUCGCUGAGAUCGUCCAGGAUUACGACUCUGACGGAUACUUUCCUGCUCUUGGGUUCGGCGGGAAGCUGUCGGACGGGCGCCUGAGCCACGGCUUCUACAUGAACGGCCACAAGACCAACCCCAACUGUCAGGGCGUCACGGGCCUCCUGCAAGCUUAUUACAACGCCGUCAACUCCAUUACUCUGCACAACAUCACCCACUUGGCCCCCAUCAUCAACCACGUUGCCGGCAUCGCUGCUCGCUGCAACGACGGUCGAAGCUAUCAGAUUCUGCUCAUGAUCACCAACGGAGGCGUCAAUGAUAUGGAUGCCACGAAGAAGGCUAUCGUGAACGCCGCCGAGCACCCGAUGUCGAUCAUCAUUGUGGGUGUGGGCAAGGACGACUUCAACGACCUCCGGGAGCUCGAUGCCGACAACAAGAGGAUCAGCCACGAGGGCAAACUGGCCGAGCGAGACAUCGUCCAGUUCGUCGAGCUGCGCAAGUUCCUGCCUCCCAACGGUCCCGAGGACCGCGCGGCCGCCCGCUCAGCGCUCGCCAAGGCCGUGCUCGAGGAGCUGCCCGGGCAGUUCAUGGAGUGGAUGAGGAAACGCGAGCUCAUGUCUGCACAAAUCUGAGCUUAACCAACGCACAUGUGCAUGUGCAGUGCACUCAUGGCCGCUCUAAUUAGUGCUGCACGGCACUGCAUGUGCAGUGCACUCAUGGCCGCUAUAAUUAGUGCUGCACGGCACUGCAUGUGCUGUGCACUCAUGGCCGCUCUAAUUAGUGCUGCACGGCACUGCAUGUGCAGUGCACUCAUGGCCGCUCUAAUUAGUGUUGCAAGGUACUGCAUGUGCAGUGCACUCAUGGCCGCUCUAAUUAGUGCUGUACGGCACUGCAUGUGCAGUGCACUCAUGGUGGCUCUAAUUAGUGCUGCACGGCACUGCAUGUGCAGUGCACUCAUGGCCGCUCUAAUUAGUGCUGCACGGCACUGCAUGUGCAGUGCACUCGGGCUCAUGGCCGCUCUAAUUGGAGAGACUGAUGACGUCUACGAUCGCUGCCUUCAUGUAACUUGUAGUUUCUAGCCUGCCUUACAGUAGGUGCUACGAUGUAGUGAUCGAGAUGUUUCCCUCAUUAAAUUGGUUUUAAAAGAAGCUACGAUGCAGAUUAGAUGGCGUUGCUUUAAGUGUUUAAUAAUUCGUUAGUGAUGGAUGAAGUAAGUUGAGAAGAAAGCAGUUAAGUUAGAGUUCUAAGUUUUACUUUCUUCCUAGGUAAUAUUCUUUGGAUUAAUGACUGAUAUAAGCAGCUUUGCAUCAGCGAAUUGUGUCCAGUUGUAACAGCGAAUCUCUUUGUGCUCGUAGUUUUUAUGUCAAUUUUACAAUAAUAUUGUUUUACUUGUUGUCAAUUUGUACUGGCUGAUGCUGCAGAGUUUGAGAAAGUUCAUGGAACUGUAUAUUCUUAAGCUGUGAUGGUGACCUAAAGGAGCGUACGAUAGUGAAAUUGAUCAGGCUUGUCAAGCAAACACUUAAUUUAAAAACUUUAACUCGUAGUAAGAUUUAUCCAUAUUUUUGUAAGGAUAUAUUUUCACUGCCAAGUAGGAAAUUUAAGAAAGCAAAUACUGUGGUGAAGUCCGAGAAUUUUUUUUUGUGGAACUAAAAUUAAAACUUGCUAUUAGCGGGAUGUUUGAAAUAUGAUCAGAAGAGGAUGUAUGUUAAAGUGGAUCUUAACUAAACCAUUCAAAGUGUUCGUAUUAUUUAGAUAGCAUAGCUUGGGUUAAAUGAUCUACUAACCUCGAAAAAAAUGAUGCGUUUAACAGGUCUGGUCUGGAGAACAGUGACUUAGGCGAUCAUUGUAUGCGCGUAGUGAAAAUACCGCUGAGGUGCUGCAGUGAAUGCCAUGUAGUAGUGUGGUAGGUUAUCAACAAAUAAGGAUUUUUUAUACACUCUUACCGUCACUUCACAAUAUCUUCAUAAUUUCCACGUUUUAUAUGAUUAUAUACAGGGCUCACCGAUUGGAGACGCAAAAAUAACACUUGUAAUUGAUGAAUUUACUGGUUUCGGAUGCAUCUAACAUGCACAUUACUCUCCUUCGAGAAAUAUUUGAUCUUCUAUGGAUUGAAAUACCGUAUAUUAUACCUAGAGAAUUGGCGAAUAAAACGUUUUCAUGGUUUGCGAAAUAUGCGAUAUAACCUACAUCAAAUUUUCUAUUAUUUUGAACAUCGUCUGGAAAAGUAAUGCAAUUUCAUGCAUGCUCAUGUGGAUGAGGCAACUGAGAAGUUUAGAUCAGUCAAUAUAAUGUGCGCCAUGCCUUAGCGUGAUAGUGGAAUAUGCGCUUCGUAUGAUAGCCGAAAAUUGCGAUUUAAACACGAAUGUUGCCCGCCAUGCAAAUUGUCAGCAGUGUUGUGAGUAUGCCAGCAUUUCUCUCCUCUAACCUUUCGUAUAGCCUCGUGUUGUAGCUUUAUGCAUCUUACCUUAUAUAUCAUCAAAACAUAUACUGUAUAUCUAUAUAAGUGUUGCACUAUCACACUCAAUGUUUUUUAUGCGCAAGACCGAUACCUUGUCUCGCAAUUCUAUUGACUAUAAUUCUUCACUCAAAUUCAUGGACGAUUUAGCGAGUGAUUUCAAACUGGUGAUCAUUGGGACGAGUUAUAUAUAGAACAAUAUUUCAUCGGUCGUGUUAUGUUAUUAACAUUGUAUUAUUCAAACAUUGUUGCUUGUAGUGAAUCAAAUAAAUAAUUCUGAUGUUCCAGUUGAAACAUUAUUAUGUAAUUAUGUUAAGGUUAUGGUUAUUAAGGUAAUUAUGUCCAAUCUUGCUUUCAUAACUUAGAAACUAAUGAAUCUGUAUGCUGGGAUACCUGUGGCAAUAUGAUUUUUGUUAUAUUAUCACUCAUUGAAUUUUGUCUGCACUCUCAGAGAAAUGAGUUUGACAUUGUCUAAAUAGCAAUUCACUUAUUGCUCUUGUGUGGGUCAUUCUGACCCACUUAAGCUUAACAAAAGGGUGUAUCUGUGCUAUUUCUGUUCUUUGCUUGUGUUGUUGUUAAGAAAGGGUGUCGCUAUUUGGACAAGAUUAUCCAUAAGUUUUUCUGAUCGUUCUACGUAUUUUUUCUUAUCAUAAAUAACAAGAUUUUUUUCCACCGAUCUUUUAGUGUUAAAGUCAAGGGCGAGCGUGUAGCCAUGUGACGAGUAUAAAUAUUGAUCAUUUUUUAAUUAAUUUAGCUUUGGUACCAAUUUAAUAAAGUCGUAGGGGAUUAAUUAGUCUCUCUUAUAAUUAUAAUUAUAAAGUUGCAUCUGGAAUGUAAUUUUUAUGUCGUUAUCCAGUAGAACAUUUAUAUGUUACUGUUGAAUGAGACUUUAUACUGAGUAAUUCCACCUAAUAAUGUUGACACGAUUUAAAUAUCAUCGAUCGAUCUGGAAUGAAAAAGUUUCUCAGUGCCAUUAAAUAGAUCUGAAAAGUGAACAAAUCUAUUAUUAAUUUUUCUGAAUUUCUGCGCGCAAAAUAUGGAGAUUAUUUGUGUGAUUUUGUGAAUUUAGAAAAUGAAUAUGGUAAUGUAGUUAAUUUAAGCAUUUAUUAUUUUUUUGAUACAUUCGUAUCGGCGCGAUUUUUUGAUCUACCAAUUUCUGUGUUCAGGCCCAGAUUUACUGCGGAUAUUGAAAAGUUGCUACUUUAAUGAGAUAUUGAAUUUCUCCUCGUUUUUCUUCGGAACAUUAAUUUUGAAAGAUCUAUGUCAUCCAUAUUAAUAAUAAUAAGUAAGAAUUCUUGAUUUUCGUUGAUUUCACAGUCAUGAUCACACUUAAAUGGUCUGCCUUAGAGAACCGCUAAUGUGGCGUGUAUGUUAACAAUUUGGUUUGUAUUAAGUUAUAUGAUGAUAAUAGGAAUAUGGUUGAAAAUUAUACUCUAGGCUUACGAAAGAAUCGGCCUAUAGGGAGAUUAAAAGCUUUAUUCUACGCGCUGGGCUGUACGCUUACGUGCCUUCUGUGUUAGUCUGCAACAAUCAUAACAAUUCGACUCACAAAUAAGCUCUACUUAAAUUAAUAAGCUAUCCUCAAUAAAUUGCACUCUAAUCUCAA
Messenger RNA from Hyalella azteca, 5143 nucleotides. Its product is annotated as copine-8. Gene Ontology annotation, molecular function: calcium-dependent phospholipid binding. The record is from RefSeq and is a predicted model, not a curated record. Bases 116 to 1714 code for a protein of 532 amino acids. Lineage: Eukaryota; Metazoa; Arthropoda; Malacostraca; Amphipoda; Hyalellidae. Gene Ontology annotation, biological process: cellular response to calcium ion. The transcript has 10 exons. Gene Ontology annotation, cellular component: plasma membrane.